Pteronotus mesoamericanus is the source of this 1428-nucleotide messenger RNA. It is a transcript of the gene ASZ1, whose product is annotated as ankyrin repeat, SAM and basic leucine zipper domain containing 1. The transcript is spliced from 13 exons. Gene Ontology annotation, biological process: piRNA processing. Gene Ontology annotation, cellular component: pi-body. Gene Ontology annotation, molecular function: protein binding. The coding region runs from base 1 to 1428 and encodes 475 amino acids. NCBI's taxonomy places the organism in Eukaryota, Metazoa, Chordata, Mammalia, Chiroptera, Mormoopidae. The record is from RefSeq and is a predicted model, not a curated record.
AUGGCAGCAGGCAGGCUACGAGGCCUGGCAGUGGCCGGUGGAGGCGAGAGUAGCGAGAGCGACGAUGAUGGCUGGGAAAUUGGGUAUCUUGAUCGGGAAUCUCAGAAAUUAAAAGGACUGUUACCCACAGAAGAAAAGAAUGAAACAUUUAAGAAAGCAUUGACCACUGGAGAUACUUCGUUGGUCCAAGAGCUCCUAAAUUCUGGCCUUAGCAUAGAUUCCAGCUUUCGAUAUGGAUGGACUCCACUUAUGUAUGCUGCUAGCAUUUCCAAUGUAGAGCUGGUUCGGAUCCUUUUGGACAGAGGUGCUAAUGCAAACUUUGAUAAGGAUAAGCAAACUAUUUUGAUAACCGCAUGUUCAGCUCGUGGCUCAGAGGAACAGAUCUUGAAGUGUGUAGAGCUACUACUUUCAAGAAAUGCUGAUCCAAAUGUUGCUUGUAGGAGACUUAUGACUCCAAUCAUGUAUGCUGCACGAGAUGGUCACCCUCAGGUUGUUGCUCUACUUGUUGCUCAUGGAGCAGAAGUUAAUACCCAGGAUGAGAAUGGUUAUACUGCUUUAGCAUGGGCAGCACGUCAGGGUCAUAAAAAUGUAGUUUUGAAGUUGCUUGAACUUGGAGCUGAUAAAAUGCUGCAAACCAAAGAUGGAAAUACACCAAGUGAGAUUGCAAAAAGAAAUAAACAUCUAGAGAUCUUCAGCUUGCUAUCUCUGAGUUUAAAUCCAUUGAAAGGAAAGCUUCAGCAGCUAACUAAAGAAGAGACUAUUUUUAAACUACUGGCAACAGAUUCUGAUAAAGAAAAAGAUCAUAUAUUUAGUUCAUAUACAGCAUUUGGAGACCUGGAAGUAUUUUUACAUGGUCUUGGACUUGAACAUAUGACAGACUUAUUAAAGGAAAGGGAUAUAACUUUAAGACAUCUUUUGACCAUGAGAAAAGAAGAGUUUGCAAAGAAUGGAAUUACCACUAGAGAUCAGCAGAAAAUUCUAGCUGCUCUUAAAGAACUAGAUGUAGAAGAGAUAAAAUUUGGAGAAUUACCUGAAGUGGCAAAGUUGGAAAUCAGUGGUGAUGAAUUCCUCAACUUUCUUCUGAAAUUGAACAAACAAUGUGGCCAUUUAAUAACAGCGGUACAGAAUAUCAUUACUGAGCUGCCUGUAAAUUCUCACAAGAUCGUACUUGAAUGGGCUUCUCCUCGGAAUUUUGCUUCAGUUUGUGAGGAACUGGUUAGUAAUGUUGAAGAUUUGAGUGAAGAGGUCUGCAAGCUAAAAGACUUAAUUCAGAAGUUGCAAAAUGAAAGAGGAAAUGAUCCAACUCAUAUGCCAUUAAUAGAAGAAGUAUCUACAUGGAAUAGUAGAAUUUUGAAGAGGACCGCUAUUACAGUGUGUGGAUUUGGAUUUCUUCUUUUCAUUUGCAAGCUAACUUUCCAGAGAAAAUAA